Messenger RNA from Strongylus vulgaris, 210 nucleotides. Lineage: Eukaryota; Metazoa; Nematoda; Chromadorea; Rhabditida; Strongylidae. The record is from the annotation of a GenBank genome assembly.
AUGUUGGUAUUAAACUGCGGCAGCGACGUUCGCGAAGUCCAGAUCGAUUACUCGUUACCGGCUGAGAAUUCAGCUGGUCAUCCGUGCAAUGAACGCAUUAGCCCAUCUUGGGUGGCCUCUCUCGAGGACGUUUUGCUUCGCGAGGAACAUUUUAGAGUUCUUAGCAUGUCCUCCUCAUUAUAUGACCAACCCAUCGAUGCUUUACCUUAG